AAUAUCACUCGCUGUCCACGUUACAUAGCUCUCAAUAGGGACAACAUCAGCAGCCAAGACUCCCUUGACCCCAUCACCAUUGUCCACAUAAACCCAAGAUGACUUCAGCAGCUGCCCAGCAGCAAGCGCUGCAGAGCGCCUCGUUCAACGUGGGAUCGACGUACAAAGUAGUGGAUGUGAUUGGAGAAGGAGCAUACGGAGUGGUCUGCUCUGCCGUACACUUGCCAUCACAAACUCGGGUGGCCAUCAAGCGGAUCACGCCAUUUGAUCACUCCAUGUUCUGCCUGAGGACACUGAGAGAGAUCAAGCUCCUCAGGCACUUCAAUCACGAAAACAUCAUCUCUAUCCUAGACAUCGUCCGCCCUGCCAACGUCGAAUCGUUUCAGGAAGUGUACCUCAUUCAGGAAUUAAUGGAGACGGAUAUGCAUAGAGUCAUUCGAACCCAAGAGCUCUCGGACGAUCACUGCCAAUACUUCAUCUACCAGACACUUCGAGGUCUCAAGGCACUUCAUUCCGCACAAGUGCUACACCGAGAUCUCAAGCCCUCGAAUCUGCUACUCAAUGCCAACUGCGAUCUCAAGAUUUGCGACUUUGGUCUGGCAAGGAGUGCAAAUCAACCCGAAGCCGAGGGUACAGGAUUCAUGACCGAAUAUGUUGCUACGAGGUGGUAUAGGGCACCUGAGAUCAUGUUGACUUUCAAGGAAUACACAAAGGCUAUUGACGUUUGGUCGGUGGGCUGCAUUCUGGCAGAGAUGCUUUCGGGGAAGCCCCUCUUCCCCGGACGGGACUACCAUCAUCAGCUCUCACUGACCCUCGAGAUCCUGGGUACACCCUCCCUCGACGACUUCUACGCCAUCUCCUCUACACGGUCCCGCGACUACAUCCGUGCCCUGCCCUUCAGGAAACGUCGCAACUUCUCUCAGAUGUUCCCCAACGCCAAUCCCUUGGCAGUGGACCUGAUGGAGCGUUGUCUCACCUUUUCGCCAAAGAAGAGGAUCACAGUCGAUGAGGCCCUCGCCCACCCUUACCUCGAGCCUUACCACGAUGCAGACGAUGAGCCCACUGCCGAGCCUCUGGACCCGUCAUUCUUCGCAUUCGACUAUGCAAAGGAGCAGCUCUCCAGGUCGCAACUCAAGGAGCUCAUCUUCGUAGAGUGCACCCGAUGAGAGUGCAGAUGGAAAUGCAAGUGGCUCGCCUCCAAGCAUAGCAGGUAAAGGGUACAUCCUCUCAGAUGUUGCCGAGCAAGUGGCAGAUGGCAAGCAGGCUCGCAAUCUGGACCACUCAGCUCGCGAAUGACAUACUUCGCUCGACCUGACGAGCCAAAAGUCGCAUGGUCGUCCCACCAACCUGCCCUGAUAAGUAUCAGCGGUCAUCCCGGGCGCCGAUUCGUAGCGAGUGCCUACCUCAAUAGGAAGCCCUUCCUACGCAGACUCAUAUUCACACUCAUAUUCAUACUCAUACUCAUAUAUACCUUUGUCCCCCCGCCUCCCUGGUUUCCUAUCGGUCUUUCCCUUCUUCGUGUCCCUUCACCCCCCCCAAUUCCGAAAGUUGUAUCCGAGUGUCAAAGUCAUUCCAAGUCAUUCCAAGUCCAGUCGCCGAGUCAUUC
Microstroma glucosiphilum is the source of this 1606-nucleotide messenger RNA. RefSeq names its product putative MAP kinase Kpp2. Gene Ontology annotation, cellular component: nucleus; cytoplasm. The record is from RefSeq and is a predicted model, not a curated record. Gene Ontology annotation, biological process: intracellular signal transduction; protein phosphorylation. Bases 99 to 1166 code for a protein of 355 amino acids. The transcript has 5 exons. Gene Ontology annotation, molecular function: ATP binding; MAP kinase activity. Lineage: Eukaryota; Fungi; Basidiomycota; Exobasidiomycetes; Microstromatales; Microstromataceae.